AUGGCUACUACUAUUCAAGAAAAAAACGACUUAGCCACCGAUCCUGAACGUGAUGCAAAUACACUGGUUUCAGCUUCUCGUUCUGAGUACACUGAAACUACAAAGUUUAAGGACCCUCAUGAUCCCCUUCAGUGGUCUUGGAAGAAGAAACAUCUUAUUCUCGUGGCAAUUUGCUACAUGACCUUCAUGACCGACUUUCUCGCUGGUUAUGGUGUACCCAUGAUCAUCCCACAAGGUAAAGAAUGGGGCAUUAGUUCAGUUGAUGCUUCACGUUCUUUAUCUGGAAACACUUUUAUGCAAGGUUUUGGUAGCUUGGUAGCUGUUCCCUUUGCCCAGCGUUAUGGAACCUUACCGGUCAUGUUCUGGAGCACACUGAUGACAUGCUUUAUGACAAUUGCAUGUGCUACUUGUCCAACGUGGCUUGGUUUCAUUGCUGUUCGAGUUCUUCAAGGCUUUUUUGCAGCCUCCGCUCAGGUGCUCGGUUUGACCGUUAUUCAGGACAUUUUUUACUUCGAGGAACAUGCACGCAAAAUCGGGAUUUGGGGAUGGUCGAUUCUCAUUGGCCCAUACUUUGGGCCAUUUCUCUCCUCCAUGAUUCUUCACAACCUUCAUUGGCGUGAAAGCUUCUGGAUUGUUGUUGGCAUUGUAGGAUUUGGUUUACUCUUGGUGAUCUUCCUCAUGGAGGAAACAACAUAUGACCGUGUUGUCCCCGAGAAUAAUCCACCUCAGCCAGAGGGAUGCUUUAAACGGAAGUUGUUCGCGCUUGUAGGCAUUACCGGACAUCGUAUGAAGGGGAGACCUAGUUUGUGUCAAGGAACAUGGGAGUUGAUAAUGGUAUUCGUCAAGCCUCAGUUUUAUAUGCUAUUCAUCUACCAUGGAAUCACCUUUAUGUGGAGCGUUGGAAUCAAUGGUACUCUCAUUCUUUUCCUUGUACCAGCUGUACCAAAGGGUUAUGGGUUUGGUUCUAUCGCAUUGGGCUUGAUUUAUUUCGCACCUAUGACUGCCGUCGUUAUUGGUGAACUCUGGGGCCAUUUUUUCAACGAUGCUCUCCAAUUACGCUCCAUUAAGAGAAAUAAGGGAAUCUUUGAACCAGAAUCACGGUUGUGGGCAUUGUACUUCUCAGUUGGCAUUAUGUGCAUCGGCUUGGUUCUUCUCGGUGUGGGACUUGAUCGUCUAUGGCACUGGGGUCUUAUUGCAUUUUUCUGGGGUCUUUUCAUAUUUGCAAUUAUGACAUCUACUGUCACUAUUUCUGCCUAUGUUCUUGAUUGCUUUCCCCAGCAAUCAGCCGCUGCAUCAGCGCUCCUAAACUUCACUCGAGUGCUCUUCGGCUUCACUGUGGCCAUCAUCUGUGUCGCUGUCUUUGCCAUCGUACCAAUCGUCCAGAAAUACGGCAAGGGCUGGAGGAUAGGCACCGAUAUGAGCCCCGAUGCGAUCAAUGUGAAGGUUGAAAAGUAA
Molecule: messenger RNA, 1455 nt
Organism: Morchella sextelata
Lineage: Eukaryota; Fungi; Ascomycota; Pezizomycetes; Pezizales; Morchellaceae
Exons: 8
Coding region: 1-1455 (484 amino acids)
Biological process (GO): transmembrane transport
Molecular function (GO): transmembrane transporter activity
Source: RefSeq, a predicted model, not a curated record